CAUUAGCUGCCGGUCAAAAUUGAGCUGAGAGAGAGCUCGCACGGGCUGUGACGAGGGUACCGAGCGGCGUCUUGAUCCGCCGGAGUCACGCGUAACAGAGGAGGAGCAGGUGGACUGAUGGAUGCAAAGACAGAGGGACGCGCUCCGCCAAGACACCAAGGCACGAUGGACUACACACAAGGAGGAUGUUGUCUUUUGGAAAAUGUAUUUCUCCGUUCAUCUGCGAUGCGAUACACCGCAAACCCCUCUGCCGUAUUUUAGCUAACUUGGAUUCAGCAAUUAUGGCGCUGGACCAGUGGUCCUUCCUCUCACCUCCACCCAACAUGACGAUCCCCGAGCCGCUCCUGUACGACAGCUACCUCCAAGGGAAUGAGUCAGACCUGGACCUGAACCUGACAGGGGAGACGCGGGAACCCCACCAGGACAAGACCAGCUCCGUCGUCAUCACCUUCAUCUACUUCAUGGUUUGCACUGUGGGGCUCUGCGGCAACGCCCUGGUCAUCUACGUCAUCCUCCGUUACGCCAAAAUGAAGACGGUGACCAACAUAUACAUCCUUAACCUGGCAGUGGCGGACGUGCUGUGUAUGAUGAGCUUGCCGUUCAUCGCCAUGCAGCUGGCAUUGGUGCACUGGCCAUUUGGCGAGGCGCUGUGCAGGGUGAUCAUGACUGUGGAUUCUCUCAAUCAGUUCACCAGCAUAUUUUGCCUGAUGGUUAUGAGCAUCGAUCGAUACCUGGCCGUGGUUCACCCUAUUAAGUCGACAAAAUGGCGGAAGCCCCGGGUAGCCAAGUUUAUCAACCUGACAGUGUGGGGCGUCUCACUCUUAGUCAUCCUGCCUACUAUGAUCUUCAGCGGUCUGGACAAAGUACCAGUAUGUGGGAUCGUUUGGCCCGAGCCCCAGGAUGUCUAUUACACCGCCUUCAUAUUUUACACCUUCUUCAUUGGAUUCUUCCUGCCCCUGGCCGUCAUAUGUCUAUGUUACCUGCUCAUCAUAGUCAAGGUGAAAUCAUCAGGCAUGCGAGUAGGUUCAACCAAGCGCAAACGUUCCGAACGCAAAGUGACGCGGAUGGUCUCCAUUGUUGUUGCCGUGUUCGUCCUCUGCUGGCUGCCCUUCUACGUCUUCAACGUCACCUCGGUCACCGGCUCCAUCAAGCCCACAUCUGCCGUGAAGAGCACCUUCGACUUUGUCGUGGUGUUGGGCUACGCCAACAGCUGCGCCAACCCCAUCCUCUACGCUUUCCUGUCAGACAACUUCAAGAAGAGUUUCCAGAAGGUGCUUUGUCUCAAAAAAGUGGCGGGCCUUGAUGAGAUCGAGCGCAGUGACAGCAGGGCGGACAGAAGCAGGAUGGUCAACAAUGCACUGAUCAUCAACACCAACUUGGAGGCACACAAUGCAGCGCUGCUCAAUGGAGAGCUGCAGACCAGCAUUUGAGGGCAGAGGAACAGAAGUGCAAGACCAGGAGAAACUAAAGGGUCUGCAGAUUCGGACAUGCAGACGGCUGACGUAAUACGCCACAGUCCUAUGGACUCUGGCACAUGAACUAAGUGAAAUCCAAACAAUUUCACAACAGAGGUCGGAGAAGGUACAAUGACCCGAGUUUACAACUGUUUGAAUGGAUGAGGCAACCUGAUCUCAUUGACCCUGAGCACUGAAUAACACACAGCAGGUCGCUUGACAGAAAUCAAACAUCAGUUGGACCAACGCCUACGUCACUAACUUGAAAACAAGACCCAACUGGACUCGUGCUGGCAAAUUGUCCUCUCUGGAUCUGCUGAUAGGAGGGCUACUUUACUGUUUAAUAGUGUACGAGGGAGAGACACCCAUCUCGCGGGAGUUAUUUGGAAACACAAUGUCAUUAGGCACUGUUUUCAUUAAAAGGGAGACAUGCUGACAAAGCCAAACACUUUAGUGGAUGAUGGUGGAGCAACCCUCGAAAGAUAAAACUCAAACCUACAAAAAAUAAAUACAAAAUAAUGGUAUAUGGUAAUGAUCUGUUACACCAGCCCCAUCUUUAGAAGAUGAUCAGAGAAACUAAUGGCAAACCCUUCACAACACCACGUUAUUUUCCGAUGACGGAGGACGCUGGCGGCUCGCCGAGAGACGCCACACUGAUCUGUAAACUCUUCAAUGGUGGGAUGGCGAAAGAAAUUGGCAACCCGACUUGAUUGAAAACAGCUUGCGCUUGUAAAUACAAACAUGGCUUUUGCCAACCUGGUGCAUGUGCAAACAUGGUUGGGCCAACCAAAAAGGUCAGUAAAAUAUUGCUCUGUUCUGGCAUGUCUCUUUACUGUGUACUUGACAUUUUGCUGAAUCCUGCUUCUUAACAUCAUUGUGCACUUUUCACAAUUUUCUGCAGAGCUCAUUUUGUAAAUGUUGUUUAAAGACAAUCUAAAGGGUCCUCUUGGUGAUCGGUGACCACCACCACUCAACCUCUCAGUUGGUUUACCCACUGGAAAUUCAGUUUGAAGUGACUGACUUGAAAGUCAGAGAAAUAGAAUGAAAGAUCAAGUUAAAAUUAUUUCGGGGAUAUGAAACUGUUUAGUAAUGGAGUUGAACAUGGAAAUACAAUCAAUGGUUAUUGGGAUAUUUCCAAACUGAAACGCUGGCACACAAAGAAUCUUAGGAUAUGCAUGCUGCACAAAUACUGAUAAAAUGCUGUAUUUGACAUAGCCUCCCUGUGCAUAAUCACAGACCUCUCAAGGGGGCACAGCUUAUGUUAUCUUUAUUCCAUUUGGCAAUUUCUACAAUAAUUUGUAGCUCAUGCGAAAUCUCUCUCGAUUCAACAUUUAUAUAAAAUAGAUCAUGUUCAACCUCCCAAGUAACUCAAAAGGAAACAUGAAUGCUAUGCCAGUAUUAUUCCCUGGUACUAAGUCUUAAAGAACUGUGCAAUGAUGGUGAACAGUAGUGUUUUGGGGAAA
Messenger RNA from Syngnathoides biaculeatus (alligator pipefish), 2917 nucleotides. RefSeq names its product somatostatin receptor 2a (gene sstr2a). The record is from RefSeq and is a predicted model, not a curated record. NCBI's taxonomy places the organism in Eukaryota, Metazoa, Chordata, Actinopteri, Syngnathiformes, Syngnathidae. Bases 186 to 1430 code for a protein of 414 amino acids. Gene Ontology annotation, molecular function: somatostatin receptor activity; neuropeptide binding. Gene Ontology annotation, biological process: cellular response to glucocorticoid stimulus; cellular response to estradiol stimulus; neuropeptide signaling pathway. The transcript has 4 exons. Gene Ontology annotation, cellular component: membrane; neuron projection.